AUGGCUAAUGUAAUUCGAGGAGGUAUAUGGCAAUGGCUAGAAGCUUGGCGGGAUACCUUUCCAAUCUUGUUUCAAUUAAAUCCGAUUUCGUUGGUGACAAAUAAACAAGAUGUUACACUAUGGAAAGACAGUAGUGGUAAUCUUAAGCCGCCCACUUCGAAGAUGGUAUGGGAAUCUGUUCGUAGCCGAGGGCAGGAGGUUGCUUGGUCUUUGGUGGUGUGGUCGAGUUUUAAUAUUCCGAAGCAUUCUUUUCAUAGCUGGCUGAUUUUUCGAAGAAAGUUAUGGACUCAAGACCGGAUAAGGAGUUGGAAUUGCAAAGUGACGGGAUCCAUGAACAUGAUGUGUUGUAUGUUAUGUAACAAGGGCAUGGACUCUCACGAACACUUAUUCUUUGAGUGUGAGUAUUCGCUGAUUAUUGUAUGGACUUCUAUUAAAUCUAAAUCGUCCAUGAAAGAGAUUCAAGGUAGCUGGGAGGAUAUAAUGGCAUGGAUGAUUCCAAGAUCAAAGUCGCGAUCAUUGAAUGCGGUGAUAGCUAAGCUCAUUGUCAAAGUUGCUGCAUAUUUCAUAUGGCAAGAGAGAAACGCUAGAUUUUUUAAUAAUCAACUAAGACCUCCUGAACAAAUCACAAACAUUAUUGAGAACAUUGUCAGAUUGAAGCUCCAAUCGUUCAAGUACAAAGACACGACUCAUGUUAGAAGAAUCAUGGAGGAGUGGAAGUUGGAUACAAGGAAUACCUUCAAAGAGAAUUGA
Helianthus annuus (common sunflower) is the source of this 750-nucleotide messenger RNA. RefSeq lists its product as uncharacterized. The coding region runs from base 1 to 750 and encodes 249 amino acids. The record is from RefSeq and is a predicted model, not a curated record. The transcript has a single exon. NCBI's taxonomy places the organism in Eukaryota, Viridiplantae, Streptophyta, Magnoliopsida, Asterales, Asteraceae.